This is a messenger RNA of Ciona intestinalis (vase tunicate), 4497 nucleotides long. The record is from RefSeq and is a predicted model, not a curated record. Lineage: Eukaryota; Metazoa; Chordata; Ascidiacea; Phlebobranchia; Cionidae.
UUUAGUUUUAGUUGAUAAAUAAGAUGACAAUAUGUCGUUGAUACAUCCCGGCUCAAGCAUCAAUUUUGACGGAGCAGAUCUUCAAAGAUCCGAGGAAGAAGAAAUACAAAGGGAGGAUCGGAAACAACAGCAGGAGCUGCAUGAGUUGCUAUCGGCCGAGCUACCUGAUGAUUUGCUGGAUGAUGAUCACGUGAGCAAUACAUCUGCUCAUGGGAACGGAUCAUAUAAUAUAUCCCGUGAUUCCUCUCACUCAGGUGUUUGGCAUUCUGGUAACUUGGAUGAUGAGAAAGAGGAAAAACAGCCGAUAACGAAUGGAAAUGUUCCAUAUUAUCAACAUGCGCAGUAUGCCAACCAUAACAACUAUCACCCACCAGUAACGAAUCAAUACCAACCCAACUUUGGAUACGAUCGUAACUUCACAGAUGCUGAGAAAUGGCAGAUGAUGCAAUUCCAUAACAAUGCAAGGUUUCCUAACCAAAGAAACGACGGGGUGGGUGAAUAUGCUAAGUUCGAAGAAACCAACGGUCACGAUCCACCGAGUGAUGAUUACGGGUUCGCUGAGCGAAGAGAGGCAGAGGGAAGCGAAGAUUUUGAUGCAAGCUCGUCCCAUCUCCAUUAUGAGCAGAAAUUGUCUUCCACUCUUCCCUCCUUUUCUCCUGGAGGAAGAGGAUCAACUACCCCCGGAAAAAAUGUUCGUUUUGACGCAUUUUCUGCUCCCACCUCUCCCUACAAUCCAUAUGUACAGUAUAAGGGAACGCAUCACCACAGUACUGAAUCGUUAAAUCGUCGAGAUUCAAGCGCAUCAAAAGCAGAUGAUAGUAUAGGUUCUGAUUAUGUGGACGCUAAACAAGGGUUUAAAGAUAUACCAGAACAUGAAUCUGAGACUUCCAGGGAACUCACUCAGUUGCGAGUGUUAUAUGAUGCGCGUGGGAAGAAGUUGGAUCGGAUGACACAGGAGUUGGAGGAGGUGAAACAAGAGUCGAGGAGAGAAAAGAGGAUUCUUAAUCAUCAGUUGGCCAUGGCUAAAGAUCAAAAAGAUGGGAUGAGUGGAAGUUUGGAGGAAUGUCAGGUGAUGUUGCAGGAUAAGGAUCGGGCUCUUAUUGAUCUGGAGGGAACGAAUAACGCUCUCAUCGCAGAUGUGGAAGCGCUCAAGUCAGCCAAGACUGAGAUGGUGAAAAAGUUGGAAGUGUCCGACCGAACAAUUGAAAACCUUCAGCAAGAAGUUACCAUGCUUCAACGAUCUGAUGCGCUUGACCGAGCAAGACAGCAGCACGAGGCCGUGCUCUCUGCUGCCAACGAGCGGCACGAACAGCAGAUGCUUGAAGUUACUUCGAUGUUAGAUGAGACAAGACAACUUGCGGAUCUUAAGUGCGAAGAAUCCGAACAACUUCGCCUUAGACUCCGAGCAGCCUUAAAAGAAUCGGAAGACGUUCUGUUGGAAAAGUCGGAGACUAUUAAUCGGUUGUCUCGUAAUUUGGAAGACGCUCAAAAUCAUUGUCAGAACUUACUCGCUGGCACAAGUGAAACAGCUUUCUUACAACGACAGUUGAAUGAAACAACUAAUGAUAAGAUGACAGCUGAAACUAAAAUCAAAGCUUUGGAGAAUGAGCUUGCAGACAUGCAUGAGCAGAUAUCAAUGUAUGAUAACGCAUUGAAACUUGGCGUGUCAUCCCACCAACAAACCUCUAGUGGGAUGACUGAUUCAUACAGUGAACUCAUGGGUGGGGUCAAACGGAAUAUUGACUGGAAAACGCCAAAGAUCCAACCAUUCAAAGGCCAACCUGACCAGCUUGUAACAAGUUUGCGAAACGAAUUGGAAAGAGCUCUCUCAACUAAUAAAGUUAAACGUGAUCAGAUAUUGGAGCUUCAGAAACAAGUAAAGGACUUGGGUGACGAAUCCAAUCAUUGGAGGGAAAAAUCUGAUCGAGCUGAGAUCAUGUUGAAACAGAAAAGCUUCCAAUCGAAUAGUCCAGCACCACAGCGCCAGUUCUCCAAUGAAAAUCUGGAAACACUGGAGGAAGAUCUUCGUGCAGCACUGGAACGAGCUGCCGAGGCGGAGGAGCGCGCACAGGACCUGGAGAACUCGUGUCGUGAAGUGAAACAACAGAUGUGUGAGAUGAUUGAACAACAUGAUCUUAAUAAGCAAGAGGCCGUGAACAGGUGUGAGCGAGCUUGCAUGCAGUUACAUGAAGAUGCAAAACAAGUGAUCCGUGAUGAGAUGCUUGCUGAUCAUGAGCAGAAGAUGUACGAAGCAUCUGUUGAGCAUGAGGGAGUCAUGUCUGACUUGCAGAAUGAGCUUGCUGGGUUAGCAGAUGAACUAGCUGAGGUGAAACAGAGUUAUGUUCACGUUUGUACAGAGAAAGACCAGCUAAGGGAGAGGUUGGAACAUGAGAGUGGACAACAGUUACAUGAGGAUAAGGAAGAAAUAAUCAAUAAAUAUGAGGAUAAAAUAUCUCAGAUGAGAAAAGAGUUUGAGGAGUGGGAGCAAAAGAAGAAACAAGAAGAGAAUGAGUGGGAGGAGAGCACACAAUCCAAGAUUGCUCUGCAAAAAGUAGCGUGGCUUGAAGAACACAACAAGUAUAAAGAGGAGGCCGUCAAUAAAGCUUUGGUGGAACAACAGAAACAAUUCGAUACUUGCAUCGCUGAGUUAAAUCAUGAAUAUGAAGAAAAAACAAAGAAAUUAGAAAAAGGCAUGGAAGAUGAGAAGAGACAUUGGGACCAAAUGAAAGAACAAGAAAUUGAGUCUCGAUUGAACCAACUCCAUGAAGAAAUGAAAAAGGAAGAACAAACUGCAGUGAAAGCGGCAACUUCCAUUGCGCAACUUAACUGGAUAACUGAACAGAAAAGCAAAGUCGAUUCUGACCAACGGAAACGAGUUGAAAAUGCUCUUCAGGAAGCAAGGAAGUCAUGGUUGAGUGAGCAGGAAAAGGUUGUGACCUCCGCAGUGGACGAAGCACUUGAAGAAUUGAAAGUUCAGCUCGAGGUAUUAACAUUGGAGAGAGACACGAGAGUGAAAGAAGAAAGGGAAAUUGUGGAGAGAGAAUGGAAGAAAAAAAGGGAUGAAGCUUUGAAGAAAAAAGAAACAGAGAUGGAAGCAGCUUUGAAAACAAUCCAUGAUCAACACCAGCGUGAGUUUCAGAACUUUACCACAGAACACAAGAAAACUUUGGAGAAGUUUUUGGAAAACGAACGAAACCAAACAUCGCAUCCAAGUGAUCAAGUGAUCGACGAACUGAAACAAGAGUGGGUAGUUGAGCGCGACCGGCUUGCUUCCCAACACCAGGGGGAGCUCUCAAGCUUGAAAAAUAUUCACGACAAGCGUUGUGAAGAAUACAAAGCUCAGAUUAUACAAUUGACAAACGAUUAUGACAAAACAAUGAAGCAAAAGGUUGGAACAACUGAUGAAACGAGCGCUGUUGUAGAAAUUAAACGAAAACAUAAAGAAGACACCGAAAAACUUAAAUCAAGAAUGAAAGAGGAAUAUCGGAGGUGGAAAAAAGAACGUGCGGCUCUCGUUAGUAAAUUGGAAGAUGCAAAUAACCGUGUGGUGGCGCCACAGAGCACAGACAAUUCAUCACCGGGGGUGGAUCGAAGAAUUUUGACCGAUUUGCGACAAAUAUAUGUUUCUACUCUUGGAACAAUAAAAGAUGAAAUGGUAAGUUUCGCGCGUGACAGUCGCGAGCACACGGUGAAUGCGAUCAAGCGUGAAGCACAGCGUGAACGUCGGCGAAUCACGACCAAGUUACGCUCGAAUAAACAAGUGACAUCACAUCCAAGCGACGAAUCAACCCUCCCCUCGUUUCUUGCUGAUCGUACGCAACCCACAAUCUAUGAACCGUCGCUCAUAAGCCGUUCAACCUCCAAUCCUGACCUACCUUCUCAGCCAAUCACAUUCCAUGGUGGGGUUUUUGUUCCUCCUAUCAACCAAUCACAUUUUAGAGUUUUGCCAAAAGUUGACGAGCUUCCGUCACGUGAUAAACCGAGGGAAAAACGAAGAACUCAACCAACUUGAUUGGAAUGUUGCUUCUAGUUUUAUAAAAUGUUAUAUUGCUGCUUUUUGUUUUGUUUAAGAGUGAAUGGGCAAAAUCUGGCCCAACUUAUACCUUUUGUUGUGGGCCAACUCUGGCCAGCGUCCCAGGUCCUCUGGUAUGUUUUAUAGAGCAUAUAAUAUAUAUUUAAAAUAUCUGUAAAAAAUUAUUCGAUAAACUUUCUGGUAUAAAAGAAUAUGAAAAUUAUCUGGUUAGCUCUUCCAAGUAAAAGUAAAUGCAUGAUAAUUCAUACGGGAGCCUCUUUUUUAUGGAAUUUUUCAAAUGUUACUGUGUUUUACUCACUUGAGAAAUUGAAAAGUUCUAUUUUUGUACAAGAUUUUUGAUCUAACCUAUUUGUAUCGUGUCCCUCUGUUGCUGCUUUGUGUGUUUUAUAACAAGAUACCUAAUCUAAACGAACAGGAAAUUCAUAUCUUAUUACAAAUCAAAACUGAAGCCACCACUGUUCCCA